GUUGACGAACGUAACUGAAGAAUGAUUUCAAUAAAACUUAUCUUUUAUGUGCAAAGCUCAGAUUCAGUUACCAAGCAUAUUUACGCAGGUUUAUUUUAUCACCUGGAUUUCAUUUUUCGAAAACAAGCUGUUAAUAUUCGCACAAUAAAUAAUCUUCAAUACAGAUAAGACGCAUUUAUUAAUAUUUAUUUUAUUGAAUGGUAUAAAAUACAGUUCAGAAAAAUAUCGCAGAUAUCAGUUCUAGUUUCAUGUCAACGAUGUUUCAUUGGAUUGUUCUUGCUGUCUUAACAGUUGAGGCAUCAUCAAAAUGUACCAAAUGUUUCCCGGAUGGUUUCUUAUGGGGAGCAGCUACCUCAGCGUACCAAGUAGAAGGGGCCUGGAAUACAAGUGGUAAAGGUGAAAACAUAUGGGAUUGGUUCACGCAUACUUAUCCAGAAAAGAUAGCCAAUGGCAGCAAUGGUGAUGUAGCAGCGGAUUCUUACCACAAAUACGAAGAAGAUGUUGAUUUGAUUAAGAAUUUAGGUGCAAAUUUCUACAGAUUUUCGUUAUCUUGGUCGAGAAUAUUGCCAAAUGGCACCGUUGAUCAGAUUAAUCAAGAUGGAGUGGAUUAUUAUCUGGCUCUCCUAAAGUUGCUAAAAGCCAAUAAUCUGGAGCCUGUAGUGACGAUAUAUCACUGGGACUUACCAUUGCCCUUGCAAGAAUUAGGCGGCUGGGCAAAUACAGCAAUAUCGGAUUAUUAUGCUGACUACGCAACUCUUUGCUACAGUUUGUUUGGAGAAUAUGUGACUUAUUGGAUCACCCUAAACGAACCUAUAACUCAAUGCUAUUACGGGUAUGGUGAUGGUACACAUGCACCUGGUAUAGCAGAAUCCGGAACUGCUACUUAUCAGUGCGCUCAUACUCAACUUCUAGCUCAUGCCAAGGCCUACCGUAGCUACAAUGAUUCUUUCAGAGACACUCAAAAUGGAAAAGUUGGUAUAGUGCUGGUCAGUUUGUAUUAUGAGCCUUUAACUGAUAGUGAAGAGGAUAAAGCUGCAGCCGAUAGAGGUGUUCAAUGGGCGUUAGGUUUGUUUGGCCACCCCAUAUUUGUAGGAAAUUGGCCUCAAGUAGUAAUUGAUAGAGUUGCAAAUGUGAGCGCUGUUCAAGGUUUCAAUGAAUCAAGACUGCCAUCCUUUACCGAUGAGGAGGUGGCGCUCAUUAAUGGAACUCAAGACUACUUAGGGUUUAAUUACUAUACAACUUAUUAUGGUACAAGCAUUCCUAACGUAGAUGUGAUCGAACAGACUACCAUCAGUUAUGGCGUGGAUAGAGAUGUAAUUUCGAGUGUAAACUCUAACUGGACGCAAUCAGCAGCUAGUUGGUUAUACGACGUUCCUGAAGGAUUUCGAGGAAUGUUAAAUUGGGCGAAACAGCAAUUUGGUAAUCCCGAUAUACUAGUAACGGAAAAUGGAUGGGCAGAUGAUUUGAGCACACUCAAUGAUACAGAAAGAAUUACAUACAUACAGGGUCACUUGUGCAACUUACUGAAGGCGAUUUACUUGGAUGAAGUAAAAGUUUUUGGAUAUACGCAUUGGAGUCUGAUGGAUAAUUUCGAAUGGGCAAACGGUUAUACUGAAGGUUUCGGAUUAGUCGCCGUCAACUUUACGGAUCCUGAUCGAACAAGAACUCCUAAAAACUCCUACUACUACCUUCAAGAUAUUAUUGCAUCCAAUUGCCUGAGUAAUUGUCCUUUUUCAAGUUGAACUGAAAUACAUGUUUAUCUAUAAAUGGCAGGAAAAUAAAUAUGAUAUAAAAAUAGGAAAA
Messenger RNA from Dendroctonus ponderosae (mountain pine beetle), 1803 nucleotides. Its product is annotated as myrosinase 1. The coding region runs from base 249 to 1742 and encodes 497 amino acids. The transcript has 8 exons. Gene Ontology annotation, biological process: carbohydrate metabolic process. NCBI's taxonomy places the organism in Eukaryota, Metazoa, Arthropoda, Insecta, Coleoptera, Curculionidae. The record is from RefSeq and is a predicted model, not a curated record. Gene Ontology annotation, molecular function: beta-glucosidase activity.